CAUUGACGUCAGGAACAGUCUUCGGUUGAUGAAACUGACGCCGUAUGACGCCCAACAUUUAAACUCAUUUUAUCCUUUAAAAAAAACUUCCAAUAAAGUCAGGAAUUAUCGAAACUUCAACGCUUUUUUGUCGUAAACGUUAAUGUAAGGCAUUUAACGAAAUGGGGAACGCCAUGGCGAGCAGACUGCAUCAGCAGACGUAUCAUACUGGGAUGGACAAGGAAGCUCACUUGAGUAAGCUACUAGAGAUGGCAGAGGGAAGUUCAGGACGAGAAGACGAGGAAAUUGAUGUCGGAUUUGGGCGACCCCGAACUAGGGGCCAGGAUCUUAUAAGGGACCCAUAUCACAACAAGGGGAUGUGUUUUACGCUAAAAGAACGACAACUCCUGGGUCUCCAGGGGCUUCUUCCCCCGGCGAUCCUGACGCCGGAGCAGGAAGUGUAUUUCGUCAUGCAGAACUUCUACCGCUGGGACAAUGACCUUGACCGAUACAUCUACAUGAUGUCACUACAGGACCGUAGCGAGAAGCUUUUCUACCGGACUAUCAUGCAAAACGUGGAGCUCAUGAUGCCCAUCAUUUACACCCCGACAGUGGGGCAGGCCUGCCUCAAAUACGGCCUCACCCUCAGGAAACCAAGAGGCCUUUACAUCACUAUACACGACCUAGGUCACGUCUAUGACAUCAUCUGUAACUGGCCAUCGGAUGACGUCAAGGCGAUCGUUGUGACGGACGGGGAGCGGAUCCUUGGUCUGGGAGACCUAGGGGCCUUCGGAAUGGGGAUCCCCGUGGGGAAGCUGGCGCUCUACACCGCCCUGGCGGGGAUGCCGCCCCACCUAUGUCUUCCCAUACUUAUAGACGUGGGGACAGAUAACGAGGGCCUUCUGAAGGACCCGCUGUACAUUGGAUUGAAGCAAAAGCGGGUGCGGGGACCCAAGUAUGACGCCUUGAUUGACGAGUUUAUGAACGCCGUCGUUAAAAGGUACGGCGGAAACUGCCUCGUGCAAUUUGAGGAUUUCGGCAACCACAACGCAUUCCGUCUGCUAGAGCAUUACCGGAACUCCUACUGCACAUUUAACGACGACAUUCAAGGCACAGCAUCAGUGGCAGUGGCCGGGAUCCUCGCCAGUCUGAACAUCACCGGAAAAAGGCUCCAGGACAACGUGUUUGUGUUCCAGGGAGCAGGGGAGGCCUCUAUCGGAAUAGCGAAGCUGUUGAUUAUGGCCCUUCAAGAAGAAGGGGCCACAACUCAGGAGGCGUACAGCAAGAUCUGGAUGGUCGACUCUAAAGGUCUUAUCGUCAAGGACAGGCCGUCGGGCGGGUUGACAGACGAGAAGCUUCCAUUCGCUCAGUCGCACAGUCCCGUGGAUAAUCUGGAAGACGUCGUAAAACUGAUCAAACCGACUGCCAUCAUUGGUGCCGCAGCGCAACCAGGCGCUUUUACCGAAGCUAUUCUCCGAAGUAUGGCGGAGUUUAACGAACGUCCGAUUAUUUUCGCUCUCAGCAACCCGACGAGCAAGGCCGAGUGCACCGCCGAACAGGCAUAUAAGGCGACAGACGGCCGGUGCGUGUUUGCAAGCGGAAGUCCCUUCAAUGCGGUCACCCUUGGCAACCAAACAUUCCAUCCUGGCCAGGGCAACAACGCGUACGUGUUUCCGGCAGUUGGGCUCGCCACUGUGGCGUGUGACAUCAGAACUAUACCGGAGUCUGUGUUCUUAGAAUCGGCAAAGGCGCUUUCCAAGAUGGUGUCCAGGGAGCACCUAGCGGAAGGGCGCGUGUACCCGCCACUAGCGGAUAUCCGGGAGGUCUCCACAAACAUCGCCAUUCACCUGGCGGAGUUCGCGUACCGGAACCGCCUGGCGUUCCACUUCCCGGAACCGGCCGACAAGGGAAAGUUCAUCCGGUCACACCAGUACAACAUCGAUUACGAGACUUACGUGCCGGCGCUGUAUAACUGGCCCGGUCACAACGUUGUAUAGUAAUAAAAUGGGCACUUAGAUCUUAAAUUUCGUGCUUUUUUGUUAGUGUUUUUGUUUGUUUUAAUAAUGGUCGUGUGUUUUGCAUCGUCCACCAUAUUUAAUGUGAAAUAAUACUGUAUCGGUGUUUUAAUGUGAACCUCCGUUAUUAGAAUUGUUUGUGUUAUGUUUUAUAUCGAAACUAUGACCCAAAAUUGAUAUUAAUUUUUCACAACGUCGGCAUUGUUUUUUAAGUAAAACUAAUUACACGAUCUAAACUAUUUUUUUUGUUAUUUAGCAAGUUUUGCAUUCCAAUAUUCUGUAUGUUUAAAAAUGCAUUUAAGUAUAUAAAUGCAAUUAUUGGUACUUUUUACAUAUACAUAAUACAUUUAUAUUGAUUAUUUUCAUUUUCCACAUUUAUAUGUCUACAAAAUAAAUCAGUUUAACUUAUAAAAGCUC
Molecule: messenger RNA, 2411 nt
Organism: Dreissena polymorpha
Lineage: Eukaryota; Metazoa; Mollusca; Bivalvia; Myida; Dreissenidae
Product: NADP-dependent malic enzyme-like
Exons: 14
Coding region: 162-1976 (604 amino acids)
Biological process (GO): pyruvate metabolic process; malate metabolic process
Cellular component (GO): mitochondrion
Molecular function (GO): NAD binding; malate dehydrogenase (decarboxylating) (NAD+) activity; malate dehydrogenase (decarboxylating) (NADP+) activity
Source: RefSeq, a predicted model, not a curated record